AUGAGCCGCUGCGGGUUGCCAACCCAGGGAAACAAACCAACACACAGGAUACAAUACACAGAGAGAGCAAGUAGUCGGGGGCAGUGCAACUCAAAACUCAUCCAGCGCACGCACAGCCCAUCGCUCCAUUCCACCGCCGCCGAACUCCGGCCGAUCCUCCCCCUCCUUCUUCCUCGCCAGCAACCCCCGCCCCCUGCCUCCCUCUCCGGAUCGAUCCGAGUCCAGGAGGAGAAGAUGGUGUCCGCCGUGCUGAGGACCAUCCUGGUGACGGGCGGCGCCGGGUACAUCGGCAGCCACACCGUGCUGCAGCUGCUCCAGCAGGGCUUCCGCGUCGUCGUCGUCGACAACCUCGACAACGCCUCCGAGGUCGCCCUCCUCCGCGUCGCCGAGCUCUCCGGCCACAACGGCAGCAACCUCGUCUUCCACAAGGUUGACCUUCGCGACAGGCACGCGCUCGAGGACAUCUUUUCGUCCCACAGGUUUGAGGCUGUGAUUCACUUUGCUGGGCUCAAAGCUGUUGGCGAGAGCGUCCAGAAGCCCUUGCUGUACUAUGACAACAACCUCAUCGGCACCAUCACCCUUCUCGAGGUGAUGGCUGCACAUGGCUGCAAGAAGCUGGUGUUCUCGUCAUCCGCAACUGUCUAUGGGUGGCCCAAGGAAGUUCCAUGCACCGAGGAAUUCCCCCUUUGCGCCACCAACCCCUAUGGGCGAACCAAGCUUGUGAUUGAAGAUAUCUGCCGCGACGUCCAUCGUUCAGACCCUGAUUGGAAGAUCAUACUUCUCAGAUACUUCAACCCUGUUGGUGCUCAUCCUAGUGGAUACAUCGGUGAAGACCCCUGCGGAAUCCCAAACAACCUGAUGCCCUAUGUUCAGCAAGUUGCUGUUGGGAGGAGACCUCACCUGACAGUUUACGGAACGGACUACAAUACAAAGGAUGGAACUGGGGUGCGUGAUUACAUCCAUGUUGUCGACCUGGCUGACGGGCACAUAGCAGCAUUGAGGAAGCUCUAUGAGGACUCCGACAAAAUAGGCUGUGAAGUAUACAAUCUGGGCACAGGAAAGGGGACGUCAGUGCUGGAAAUGGUGGCUGCGUUCGAGAAGGUUUCUGGCAAGAAAAUCCCUCUGGUGUUUGCUGGGCGAAGACCUGGAGAUGCGGAGAUUGUUUAUGCCGCAACGGCCAAGGCCGAGAAGGAGCUCAAAUGGAAGGCGAAGUACGGGAUUGAGGAGAUGUGCAGAGACCUGUGGAACUGGGCAAGCAAGAACCCCUACGGGUACGCCGGAUCAAGCGAGAACGGCAACUGAGACUGGAUUGGAGCAGCUGGUAGCAAGCCGCAGUCUACUAGCAGCAGUAGUAAAUUAGUAAUUAAAAAGAAGUCGCGGAGUACCGCAUGCUACUAAUCCAAGGACGGACGGAUGAUCGAUGGGCCUCGUGUUCUCAUUGUACAUAGGGAGGGAGUAGGGGGUUCCAAGCUGCCCAUCCAUCCAGCUUACUGUUACCGUUAUAUAUAUGGUUAUUGCUAGGUCUGUCUAGUAUUAAUCCAUGCUUAUGAUUGGUUUUGCUAGAUAGA
Panicum hallii is the source of this 1568-nucleotide messenger RNA. RefSeq names its product UDP-glucose 4-epimerase 1. The transcript has 9 exons. Gene Ontology annotation, biological process: rRNA processing; galactose metabolic process. Gene Ontology annotation, cellular component: cytosol. The coding region runs from base 1 to 1302 and encodes 433 amino acids. Gene Ontology annotation, molecular function: UDP-glucose 4-epimerase activity; RNA binding. NCBI's taxonomy places the organism in Eukaryota, Viridiplantae, Streptophyta, Magnoliopsida, Poales, Poaceae. The record is from RefSeq and is a predicted model, not a curated record.